Pleuronectes platessa (European plaice) is the source of this 444-nucleotide messenger RNA. RefSeq names its product urotensin 1 (gene ucn1). Gene Ontology annotation, molecular function: hormone activity. The transcript has a single exon. NCBI's taxonomy places the organism in Eukaryota, Metazoa, Chordata, Actinopteri, Pleuronectiformes, Pleuronectidae. Bases 1 to 444 code for a protein of 147 amino acids. Gene Ontology annotation, cellular component: extracellular region. The record is from RefSeq and is a predicted model, not a curated record.
AUGAAGCCGGCCUCCCUGCUCCUGCUCCUCUCCUCCGUCCUCCUCUCAUCACACCUCCUCCCCGCCGCCGGCAGACCGCGCUCCCCCCCCGGCUGGCUGGAUGGCAGCGAGCGGCUCCAGACGCAGCGACUGGACGAGGAGCUGCUCCGAGCGGCCGCCGCCGGGGACAGCGCCGCCUCGGACCUGCUGGGCGACAACAUCCUGAGGUUUCUCCGGAGGAAGAACCCGGAGCAUCUCCACCAGCUGCCCGCUGAAGAAGAGGAGGCGGGAGACGAGGAGGCGCUGAGGAGCGCGGUGCAGCUGCUGAAGCGCAGCGAGGACCCGCCGAUGUCCAUCGACCUGACCUUCCACAUGCUGAGGAAUAUGAUCCACAUGGCGAAGAUGGAGGGCGAGAGGGAGCAGGCUCAGAUCAACCGCAACUUGCUCGACGAGGUCGGGAAGUAA